AUGAAGCUAAUUUACUCGCAUGCUGCGAGAAGGCUCAAGCUAAGUGUAAAUAAGGGCACAAUGUCAGAUCGAAGUGGCUCAAGAGCAGAGCCUUCCGGCCUUGAUGGUCUUCCCCCAAUGUUCAGCAUUUCUAAAGGAGAGGUAGUUUCUGUCCAAACGUAUGGUGCGUUUGUCCGACUCCCUGGAUACAAGAAUCAGGGACUGGUUCAUGUGAGUGAAAUGUCAGCGUCCCGAGUGGAAAAUGCUUCUGAGAUUGUUGAUGUGGGAGAGCAGGUGUGGAUCAAAGUCAUUGGGAGGGAGAUGCAAGGUGAAAAAGUGAAGUUGUCUUUCUCCAUGAAAGCUGUCAAUCAGGGCACCGGCAGGGACUUGGAUCCGAACAAUGUUAUGGCUGAACAGGAUGCACGAAGACGCAGGCAGUUCAGAGACGGUUCAAGAAAUAAAAUCACACUAGAGGCUGUACUGAAUACGACGUGCUCAAAAUGUGGUUGUAAAGGUCACUUUACUAAAGAUUGUUUCUCAGCACCUGGCCUGCAGUACGCACUCCUGCCUGAAGAGGACGCUGAAGAGCCAUUACAGCAGACUUCUACAUCUGCAGCUAUUGUAGACUCAGACAAACGAAAGAAAAAGAAGGAGAAGAAGAAAAAGAGAAAGAGGGAGCAUAAAGAGUCGGACAGUGACAGCGGUAGUGACAGCAGCAGCGAAUGCAAAUCUAAGAGGCAACGUCACGACAGAGAAGACCGAAAGAAGAAAAAACAUAAGAAACACAAAUCUCAUAAACAUAGCUGA
Messenger RNA from Knipowitschia caucasica, 786 nucleotides. Lineage: Eukaryota; Metazoa; Chordata; Actinopteri; Gobiiformes; Gobiidae. The record is from the annotation of a GenBank genome assembly.